Messenger RNA from Synchytrium microbalum, 2286 nucleotides. RefSeq lists its product as uncharacterized. The record is from RefSeq and is a predicted model, not a curated record. The coding region runs from base 1 to 2286 and encodes 761 amino acids. NCBI's taxonomy places the organism in Eukaryota, Fungi, Chytridiomycota, Chytridiomycetes, Synchytriales, Synchytriaceae. The transcript is spliced from 6 exons.
AUGGAGUCAUCAGAGAUCGAUACGAGGAGUACACCGCGACUUUUACGAGAGUCAGGAGCGCUCUCCUCUGCCUCUUCAUCAACCUCAUUCCCUUCGACAAGCUCUCCAGGCUUGAGUUGGUCGACUAGAUUUAAACGAAACUCGGCUAUAAAUUCACGAUCUCCUUCUAUACCAUUACAAAAUGUUGCUCCUACGACCAGGAAAGCAAAACAACCAUUCGCCACAAUAACUCGUGUAGCAGAGGUCGAUGGUCGACCAGCUCGCAUCUUUUUCGCUCCAACGUUAGAUGCAAACGCCAUAUUAACGAUCUUGGGAACCACCAUGAUAUACAGUAUCCUGCUAGUGAUCUUGUAUCUAGUCCUAUCGGCACGAUUCCAGGAAUCCUUCUUGACAAACUCGGUGUCGGAUUUCAUACGAACCAAUUACGCUGCUGGAGUCAGUAUACUUCUGAUUGCUAUAUCCGGAGUAUGGCAUUUUGGGAGUGAUUACUAUAGGUUGCAUUAUGAUAGUAAAGGCCAACACACAGAUCCGACCGAUCCGUGGUCUGGGAGUACAUCCGAAAUGGAUUUUAGUUUAUUGAAAAGUGCUGUGAAGAAGGAAGGGGAGAUUAGAGCUAUGAAGAUGCCUGAAUGGGUGUUGAAUCCGAUGCAGCCUGGGUCGUAUCUGGCUAAUCGCAGUGUCCAGGUGGUGCUGCUUGAUAUGAAUAGGGAUCCAGACGUAGAGGUCUCGGUGUCGAUGACAGCUCACAGCAAACCCGAACGAGUAAUAAUGGAGACAGUCAAAUAUUUACAAUCGCUACCAUCUAUACGAGAACGUGCACAACUCGUCCUCAAACAUCCCAAAAGCCUGCAACAUUUUAAUCUACAUCUCGACAAACUGCCAAAUGUAAUCCAAACCGUGUUGGAUCUAAUCAAGCGAGACUAUUCGACGCCUCAAGACGUGCCAGCACAUUCCAGGUGGCGGCAUUUUGAAGCUCCAGCUAAAUCUGGCGGUGAUAAGGUAGAUCGUAUUGGGACGUUGAUGAAACUGUGGAAGGGUGAUGAUGUGGAAGAUAAUGAUAAAGCAGAAGAGGAAGAUGAUGAUGAUAAAAAGGGAGGAAAGAAUGCUAGUACAAGUAAACGAAAACGCAAAAACACGGUCUCCUCGCCGUCUUCACCGACACGUCAAUCUGCACGAUUAUCAACCACAGCCAAAACAACCAAACCACAACCACACAACGAAGACGCACUAGAACGAAUCCGUAGACUCCUAGACCUAUUCGUCAUCUCCGUGUUACUGGAUGCAGGUGCAGGAAACACGUGGAAAUACCACCCAAAAGGCACAUCAUCCGAUUCAAUCAUGAAUCGAUCUGAAGGACUGGCUGUAGCUUCGUACGACUGGUUUAACGAUGGUGGAUUAUCGUCGUCGCCUGAUAAAUUUCCUCAUCGUGUCGAUGCCAAGAAAUUGAAGAGUGUUAGUGUAGAUGAUAUCAAGAUCGCGUUUCAGGUUACCGAUGAUAAUUCACUUGUAGGUGUCGACGGACGCUGUGAGUUGCUGAAUCGGUUGGGUCGUGUGCUGGAAGAGAAGAAGGUGUAUUUCGGUAAAGGGAAGAUCGCUAGACCUGGAUUUAUGCUGGAUUAUCUGUUGGCGCAUCCCACAACAACUACUACGGAUGGCAACAUAUCUGUAUCAAUCAACGCGUUAUGGACUGUAGUAAUGGACGGCCUUUCUGGUGUCUGGCCAGCAACACGGACCAAACUGAACGAUAUCUCACUAGGCGACGUAUGGCCAUGCAACGCAAUGACAUCAAUAUCAAAACAGCUACGUAAAUCACACGAUAAAGUAAUCACAUCCUAUGACAUCGCAGCAGACAAUCUAGUCCCCUUCCAUAAACUAUCGCAAUGGCUUACAUACUCGUUAAUGGAGCCGCUGUCCCUGCUCGAUAUAACGAUACGGGACGCACAUGUCAUGACUGGGCUGCCCGAGUAUCGGAAUGGGGGAUUGCUGGUUGAUAGCGGUGUGUUGGAGUUACGGGCUGAUAGUAUUGGAGAGAAGGAUGGUGAUGGGAUUCCGGUUUAUAAUGUAUAUGAUGAUGUAGUUGUGGAGUGGAGGGUGCUGACUGUUGCGUUGCUUGAUUUGAUUGGGCAGGGUGUGCGUGAGAAGCUGGGGAUGUCGGUUGAGGAGUUGCCGUUGGUUAAGGUGCUUGAGGCUGGGACCUGGAAGGCUGGGAGGGAAAUCGCUGCAAAAAAGCGUCCUGCUACACGAGGACCACCAAUUAAUAUAAUUUCUGAUGGUACCGUGUUUUGA